Molecule: messenger RNA, 2928 nt
Organism: Manihot esculenta (cassava)
Lineage: Eukaryota; Viridiplantae; Streptophyta; Magnoliopsida; Malpighiales; Euphorbiaceae
Product: tRNA threonylcarbamoyladenosine dehydratase
Exons: 9
Coding region: 82-1245 (387 amino acids)
Biological process (GO): cyclic threonylcarbamoyladenosine biosynthetic process
Cellular component (GO): plastid
Molecular function (GO): tRNA threonylcarbamoyladenosine dehydratase activity; ubiquitin-like modifier activating enzyme activity
Source: RefSeq, a predicted model, not a curated record
GCUGCCCAUUUUGGAACCCAAAACCCUUGCGGACAUUAUACUGCACUGGAAACGGCAUUCCUGCGAAGAAGAGAAGCGAAAAUGGAGGAAAGAAUAAAAUACUUGGCAUUGGUAGGAGCUGGGGCUCUUUUGGGCGCUGGUUCUACCUUGUUGCUUCUCAAGCAACUUCCAAGAACCUUCGCGGGAAAAAGCAGUAAAAAACCUAUGGAAAAUGGUAAAGAACUUGUACCUGAGAUGUCUUCACGAAGCUGCGCAGUUGCUGGUGACGGGAAUUCUGGGACGUCUUGUCCAGACCUUUUAACAGAUGAAAUAGUUUCUGAACAAUUGACCAGGAACAUACAAUUCUUUGGCCUUGAGUCUCAACGCAAAGUGACCGCAUCCUAUGUUGUCAUUAUUGGUCUUGGAGGAGUUGGGAGUCAUGCUGCUUCUAUGCUUCUGAGAUCAGGAAUUGGGAGGCUUCUCCUUGUGGACUUUGACCAGGUUUCUCUUUCAUCCUUAAAUCGACACGCUGUUGCAACACGAGCAGAUGUUGGUAUUCCUAAGGCUGAGUGUCUCAAGAAGCAUUUCUCAUUAAUUUUUCCAGAGUGCCAUAUUGAAGCAAAAGUACUAUUAUAUGAUUCAUCAUCUGAAGAAGAAAUUCUCUCAGGCAACCCUGACUUUGUUUUGGACUGCAUUGAUAACAUUGAUACAAAGGUGGCACUUCUUGCAGCAUGUGUGCAUAGGGGUUUAAAGGUUCUAUCUGCAACUGGAGCUGGUGCGAGAGCUGACCCAACAAGAAUCCGUGUGGCCGAUUUAAGAGAGUCAACAAAUGAUCCAUUAUCUCGAUCUGUAAGACACCGUCUGAGGAAAGAUUAUGGUAUUGAUGGUGGCAUCCCUGUUGUGUUCUCACUUGAAAAACCUAAAGCGAAGUUGCUUCCGUUUAAGGGACCGAGUGGAGAAGAAGAUAAUCCUUCUGAUUAUCAGAUAGUACCAGGCUUUAGGGUUCGCAUAAUACCUGUCCUGGGCACCGUCCCAGCAAUUUUUGGCCAGGUCAUGGCCUCAUAUGUUGUGACACAACUAGCUGGAUUGCAAGUUCAAAUGGAGCCUGUGGUAAACUUUGAUUUGGACCAUUAUCGGAUGCUUCAUCAGCGCCUUGUUGAGCAUGAGGAGUCACUAUAUGGUACAGCAAUGGAAGUGCAGUGUUUGGCAAUUCUGCUACAAUAUAAUUGGUAUCAGAGCAAUGUUUUGAAGCAAGCCUUGUGUUGAUCAUUUCAAUAGAGUUGCAACAUGACUAGAUGGUGGGUGCUGAUUCUCUUAGAUUGGGUGGGUUGGAGGAACAAAUUAGAGUUUUGCAAGAAGAGUCUAGGAGAACUAUGGAAUUGCUGAGGGAGAAAAUCAAGCAGAAUGUUGUAGUGACAAAAAAUUCCAUUAUGGAAGUAUUUUGAUCUCUUCUUACUGAAAUCAUGAAUGAUGAGGGAAAAGGUGUCGUCAAUGAGGAGAGUGUAACUAAUGGGAUUUGAGUGUUGUGGGAAGAGGAAUUUUACCCAUACCCAGAGAGAUUGAACCACAAGCAAGGAUUGGGUUCUGGGAGUGGAAAUUCUGUUGGGGGAGCUGUUUGGGUCUUUAGUUGAUCAUGAAGCUAUGGAAAAAUAUCUUCCUAAAAUUAAAUUAAUGACUUUUGAUGGUAAGGAACCUAGAGUGUGGGUGAGAAAAUGUAUCAAGUUGCAUGGGGUUCCUCUAUCUUUAAUCACUGACGGAAACAGUUAAUUCCAGCACUUUUUAGAAGGAAUUGUUUAAAUUGCUGGGCAGAUCUCUCUGUUACAGUUCAGCUUAUCACCCACAAAGUGAUACAAAGUGAUGGCCAAUCUAAAAGGCUUAAUCAAUUUAAAGGCAUACUUAAGAAGUGACUUUCACAACUCCGUUUAAAUGGAGUAAAUGGCUGUUAUUGGCAGAAUGGUGAUAACAACACUGUGUAAUUGGCAUGCCACCCUUUGAAGCGCUUCAUGGUUAUCCUCUAGCUCUAUUGACAUUUUUGCCUACUACCGAGACAUCAGAGGCUGUUGUUUCUGAGUUCUUUCAGAAGAGACAACAUAUAUCGCAGUUACUUAUAGAAAAUUUGCAGGCUGCUCAGAUGAGAAAGAAGCAUCAAGCAAACAAGAAGAGGACUAAGAGAGCAUUUGAAGUUGGAGAUGGGGUGUUCCUUGAACUCCAGCCAUACAGACAGACGUCCUUGGCUGUGAGAAAGUCCUUGAAACUCUCAGCCAAGUAUUAUGAGCCAUUUCAAAUUGUUUCAAAGAUUAGUCAAGUUGCUUAUAAGUUAGAGAGCUGCCUCCUAACUCUAAUACACAUCCCGUAUUUCAUGCCUCCUUAUUGAAGAAGAAGGUUGGGGAUAAUACCUAUUCAAGACCUGCCCACCAUUUCCACUGAUAAUUUUGCAGUAGCUCUUGAAAGCAUUCUGCAGACAAGAACUAUUUUGAGAAAUGGACAGCAGGUUCUAGAAGGCCUUGUUAAAUGGGUGUCAACCUUCUUGUUGAAGAUGCCACUUGGGAGAACUAGACUUUCAUCAUAGCUCAGUUCCCUGAUUUUAAACCUUCUUAUCAUGGAGGGGGUAUUGUUACAUGUUAUAGAAAGAAGAAAAGAAAUGUAAAGAAGGGAAACAUGUAAUUAGAAUUGGAGGAUAAAUUGGGUAUAGAUUCAUAAGGUAGUUGGACAGCUGGAAAUUUGUUAUCUGGCUGGUAUUUUGUUAGAGAAUAGUAUGUAAAGCGUGUAACACACACGUAGAGAGGUAUCCUAAAAGAUCAAUACAGAAAUACUAUUCUCCUUCCCUCUCUAAUUCUGAUUUCUCGCUAUUUCAUCUGCUUCUUCUUCCUUCUUCUAAUUCUCUCACAAAUCCCUUCUGUUCUGUUUAGCAAUUCUGCUACAGUACAGAUUCAAAGCUUAAGAAUUGAU